CCGCAACACCAUGGAGUCGCUUCUUCUUCUUCUCGCAGGCUCUCUCAUCUUCCCUCUUGUGGCUCCUGCCAGGGAGAUCACCAACGCCUGCACCUCACAAGCUAAUGUUCUCCACGUCAACACCAGACCGUGACUCAGUACCAACUUAUAUCCAAACAUCGCUGGAAUGAAUAACCCGACGCGUCAUGGUCGUGUGCGUGCAAAGUUACGUGCAGUCCGCUGCUACCAAAAUAUGCAGGGGCCGGACGGUUUGUACCCUACCACCGAUUUUCAGCACAUGAAUGGCACCGGCAUGCACCUGACGCUGCACCACCCGCAGAGCCCCUGCUCGCCGGCGCCUCUGCCGUCGGACCUCCCCUUCUCCGCCGUGAUCGCCCACGACGAGGCGCGCAUCGCCCGCCUCGCCUCGCGCCUCGCCAAGACUCCCUCCCGCCACCCGACGUCGCUCCGCCAACAGCACCGCGAGAAGUCCUCCGGCGAUAACCACCUCGCCGACUCGCUGGCCAGCUCGGUGCCGCUCGCGCCCGGCGCGUCGGUGGGCGUGGGAAACUACGUCACCCAGCUGGGCCUCGGCACGCCGGCGACCUCCUACGCCAUGGUCGUCGACACGGGGUCGUCGCUCACGUGGCUCCAGUGCUCCCCCUGCGUGGUGUCGUGCCACCGGCAGGCCGGCCCGCUCUACAACCCGCGCACGUCCAGCACGUACGCCGCGGUGCCGUGCUCGGCGCCGCAGUGCGGGGAGCUGCAGGCCGCCACGCUCAACCCGUCCGCGUGCUCCGCCUCCGGCGUCUGCAUCUACCAGGCCACCUACGGCGACAGCUCCUUCUCCCUCGGGUACCUCAGCAGGGACACCGUCUCCUUCGGCUCCGGCAGGUUCCCCGGCUUCUACUACGGGUGCGGCCAGGACAACGAGGGCCUCUUCGGCCGGUCGGCCGGGCUCAUCGGCCUCGCGCGGAACAAGCUGUCGCUGCUCUACCAGCUCGCGCCGAGCCUCGGCGACUCUUUCUCCUACUGCCUGCCGACAUCGGCGUCGACCGGGUACCUGUCCUUCGGGUCGUACAGCCCGGGACAGUACUCGUACACGCCCAUGGUGUCCAGCUCGCUCGACGCCUCGCUCUACUUCGUCAGCCUCGCCAGCAUGUCCGUCGCCGGGAGCCCGCUCACGGUGUCGCCGUCGGAGUAUGGAAGCCUGCCGACGAUCAUCGACUCCGGCACGGUGAUCACGCGCCUGCCCACGGCCGUGUACACGGCGCUGAGCAAGGCGCUAGGCGCAGCCAUGGGCGGAGCGCCCCGCUCGCCGGCGUACUCCAUCCUGGACACGUGCUUCAAGGGCCAGGCGUCAACGCUGCGCGUGCCGGCCAUGGACAUGGCGUUCCCCGGAGGCGCGACGCUCAAGCUGGCGCCGGGCAACGUGCUGAUCGACGUGGACGAGUCCACGACGUGCCUCGCGUUCGCGGCCACCGACAGCACGGCGAUCAUCGGGAACACGCAGCAGCAGACGUUCAGCGUCGUCUACGACGUCGCGCAGUCCAGGAUCGGCUUCGCGGCCGGCGGCUGCAGCUGAAGAAUGGAUGAAACGAACCGCACCUGUAUCGCAUGCAUGGACCCAACUAGGUAAAUCUGCAACCAGAGCACGCCAAGCUACUUGCAAAUACAAUUACACCAAAGAAGAUAAACAAUGUCAUAAAGCAAUGAUGCAUGUGAAAUAGUACUGUGUCAAACACAGGCAGGGCAACUGCUGUGUUUGCUCUUCUUCUGUCUUUACAAGUGCUUCAACCACUGUAUUGUAAAUGUACAAAAAGUAUUGCAAUGGCCUAAAGAUUUGGGAUUAUGGGAUAUGAUACACUCAUGACUUGUUAA
Messenger RNA from Triticum dicoccoides, 1860 nucleotides. RefSeq names its product aspartyl protease family protein At5g10770-like. The transcript is spliced from 3 exons. The record is from RefSeq and is a predicted model, not a curated record. Gene Ontology annotation, biological process: proteolysis. Gene Ontology annotation, molecular function: aspartic-type endopeptidase activity. NCBI's taxonomy places the organism in Eukaryota, Viridiplantae, Streptophyta, Magnoliopsida, Poales, Poaceae. Bases 167 to 1564 code for a protein of 465 amino acids.